CAGCGCAGCAGGAACGAUCCUCCGUCUGACAACAUGGCGAGUGUCCGCACGGCGUCCCGUCUCCUCUCCAAGAGGGUUUUAUCUACUGCGAAAGCAGUCCCUGCUGCUGCAGUUCAAGGUUCCAGGAACUUCCACUUUUCCAUUUAUGGCAAGAAGAAAAAUGCCAAAGUAUCAGAUGACAUCUCCACUCAAUACCCAGUUGUGGAUCAUGAGUUUGAUGCUGUGGUGGUUGGAGCUGGUGGAGCGGGACUGAGGGCAGCUUUUGGCCUGUCUGAGGCUGGCUUCAACACUGCCUGUGUCACCAAACUGUUCCCAACCAGGUCUCAUACUGUCGCUGCACAGGGUGGGAUUAAUGCGGCUCUGGGGAACAUGGAGGAGGAUGACUGGAGGUGGCAUUUCUAUGACACAGUGAAGGGAUCUGAUUGGCUUGGAGACCAGGACGCUAUCCACUACAUGACAGAACAGGCUCCUGCAGCCGUAGUAGAGCUGGAGAACUUUGGCAUGCCAUUCAGCCGCACUGAGGAGGGCAAGAUCUACCAGAGGGCCUUUGGAGGUCAGAGCCUUAAGUAUGGAAAGGGAGGUCAGGCGCACCGCUGCUGCUGUGUAGCAGACAGAACAGGCCACUCACUGCUGCAUACGCUGUAUGGAAGGUCACUUCGUUAUGACACCAGUUACUUUGUGGAGUAUUUUGCCCUGGACCUGCUGAUGGAGAAUGGAGAGUGUAAAGGGGUGAUCGCUCUCUGUAUGGAGGAUGGGUCUAUCCACCGCUUCAGAGCCCAGAACACUGUUAUUGCUACUGGGGGUUAUGGAAGAACCUAUUUCAGCUGCACAUCUGCUCACACAAGCACAGGAGAUGGAAAUGCGAUGGUGACCAGAGCGGGUCUGCCCUGCCAGGAUAUGGAGUUUGUCCAGUUUCAUCCCACUGGAAUCUAUGGAGCCGGCUGUCUGAUCACAGAGGGCUGCCGUGGUGAGGGAGGAAUCCUGAUUAACAGUGAAGGAGAGCGCUUCAUGGAGCGCUACGCACCCAACGCCAAAGACCUGGCUUCCAGAGACGUGGUGUCCCGCUCCAUGACCAUAGAGAUCAGAGAGGGCAGAGGUGUUGGUCCAGAGAAGGACCACGUGUACCUGCAGCUUCACCACCUGCCUCCUCAGCAGCUGGCCGCAAGGCUGCCUGGUAUCUCAGAGACAGCCAUGAUCUUCGCUGGAGUCGACGUCACCAAAGAACCCAUCCCUGUCCUGCCCACCGUCCACUACAACAUGGGUGGAAUACCCACAAACUACAAGGGACAGGUGAUUACUCACGUCAACGACGAGGACAAGGUGGUUCCCGGACUGUAUGCCUGUGGCGAGGCAGCUUCUGCCAGUGUCCAUGGAGCUAACAGGCUGGGUGCCAACUCCCUGCUGGACCUGGUGGUGUUUGGCAGAGCUUGCGCCCUCACCAUUGCUGAGCAGCACAAACCUGGAGAGAAGCUGUCCCCUCUGAAGCCCAGCGCAGGAGAGGAGUCUGUGGCCAACCUGGACAGGCUGAGGUUUGCCAACGGAAGUCAGAGGACCUCUGAGAUCAGGCUCAACAUGCAGAAGACCAUGCAGACCCAUGCUGCGGUAUUCCGUACUGGCUCUGUCCUGAAGGAAGGAUGCGAUAAGAUGGAUGCUAUUUAUCAGACCCUGGAGGACAUCAAGACCUUUGACAGAGGCAUUGUGUGGAACACCGACUUGGUGGAAUCGCUAGAGCUGCAGAAUCUGCUGCUGAACGCCGUCCAGACCAUCAACUCUGCCGAGCAGAGAAAGGAGAGCAGGGGAGCCCACGCCAGAGAGGACUACAAGGAACGUGUGGAUGAGUACGACUACUCUAAGCCCCUGCAGGGUCAGGAGAAGAAGCCGUAUGACCAGCACUGGAGGAAGCACACUCUGUCCUUCGUUGAUCAAAAGACUGGAAAGGUCACAUUGGAGUACCGCCCUGUGAUCGACAGCUCUCUUGAUGAGCAGGACUGCGCCCACGUUCCACCUGCCAUCCGCUCCUACUAAGAUGAUUCCCUCCUGCCCUCCCCUUUAUUCCCACCCUUUGCCCAUCACAUCCACCUUACUCAAUUACAGAAGGCUCCUUGAUCUAUUAUUAAGGAAGCUAAACUUUCUGUGCUAGAGAAAACAUUCUGAGACAAAUUCAGACUUUUAUUGCACAUUUGUAUGCAUUUAGAUCUGUUCAGUACAAUACUGUCUAUAUCAUUUUGUGUCACUUCCUGUUUCUGUCUUUCUCUUUUUUUUGGCGUGUUUUGCCUUGAUUUCAAUCUGUUUGCAGAAACUAAAUUUCCACAUGGUUCUCAUGGCUUCUCGCGCUGUGUGAGCAGGUUGUGUGUGCGUGAGAUAUAUAUAUAUAUAUAUAUAUAAGGGGAAGAACAAAGUUGUUGACAAUAAGCCUGGCUUUUUGUGAUGACAUCAUUCUCAUUUCCCAGUCUGGCAUUGCAGUAAGAGCUUCUUGUAACCUCUUUCUCCUUUUAGCUGAGUUGAAGAGAUGAUGGAAGUGAUUGUAAUUUCAACCACACACUUUGCAGGCAAGUUUGAAGUAUGUAAAUAUUGCAUAAAUGUACAAUAAAUAUGGUGAGUUGUACUGUAUGUACUAGUUAAAGUGCAAGUCUCACAUCUCGCUCACUGUGGCCUUCAUUCUUGUGUUCAACACUUGCCGCUUGUUCUGUAGAUAAUCAGCUAACAGGCUGUAUUUGGCUCUAGCGUUCUACAAUUUCGCGCUAUAAGUGUUAAUUAUAUUAAAUUAAUGUCUUCAGCCACAUUACAGCCUCUCAGCUAUUGGGAUAAAUGAACUGCUUUUUAAGUUACUUUGUUGAUGUUGCUUUUUUUAAGACUGAGGAUAAAUUUCAGUAAGGUGGUGUAGCUUUCUUCAACUCCUUAAAUGACUUAAAUAUCAAAGGUGAAAGAUGCGCUCAGUGUUAAAAUGUUGAUGCCUCUUGUGCUGAAUCAACAGUGACUUAAUUUAUUUGCUACAAAAAGUUAAUCCUCUGCUUUUUGCUGUUUGUACUUUCGUUUUCAUAUGUUCAAUAAAGUCUAGGCUGUGGAUAGAAA
This is a messenger RNA of Pundamilia nyererei, 3072 nucleotides long. It is a transcript of the gene sdha, whose product is annotated as succinate dehydrogenase complex, subunit A, flavoprotein (Fp). Bases 34 to 2025 code for a protein of 663 amino acids. Gene Ontology annotation, molecular function: electron transfer activity; flavin adenine dinucleotide binding; succinate dehydrogenase (quinone) activity. Gene Ontology annotation, cellular component: respiratory chain complex II (succinate dehydrogenase). Gene Ontology annotation, biological process: tricarboxylic acid cycle; mitochondrial electron transport, succinate to ubiquinone. The record is from RefSeq and is a predicted model, not a curated record. The transcript is spliced from 15 exons. Lineage: Eukaryota; Metazoa; Chordata; Actinopteri; Cichliformes; Cichlidae.